Messenger RNA from Cladocopium goreaui, 2730 nucleotides. The record is from the annotation of a GenBank genome assembly. NCBI's taxonomy places the organism in Eukaryota, Dinophyceae, Suessiales, Symbiodiniaceae.
AUGCACUUGUUCUUACUUUCCAAAACAUAUGCUGUCCCUUCCCAAGCCAAGCCCUGCUUUAAGGCCACUCCUGCUGGUGAUCAUGCCGAGGCGCUGCAGGCUGGAAAUACUCAGCCAGACGCAAAGGCACCUGAGGCGGAGGAAGCGGAUGUCAAUGGGGAAGAGCCAGCAGUGCUUCAUGUGGCAACCCUUUCCCGCUAUGAAAAGGAGAAGGUCAGGCGCAUUGUUUGCCCCAAACAAAAUACUGGUAGGCUGGAGGUACCGGAUGAUGUGCACCAGCUGUGGAACACACCACAAGGGAAAGAAAAGUUGUUCUCGCUUUGGUGCAAGAGUGGCGGAGUUAAGGCUAUCUUUCUCGAACGGGUGGAAAUCUUAAGUGUGACAACGAAAAGCAAGAAGAUUGAAGUCCAGGGUGGCUUUUACUCAGAAGAGGAUAUGAAGUCUGAGCUUGGGUAUUCGGAGGACCGCAUCGAGAAGAUCAAAAAGUGGGCCAUUGCAAAGCAGCUUGUGAGGCUUUGCGAAUAUGAUGAAGAUACUUUGGAGUAUUGGGUGAAUGUGAGAACAUCUGGCACCCUAUCCCGUGAAGAUUUGCUCACGUUGUCGAAGUCUCGUACCCAUGAACAAGAGACCACUGCAGAUGCUUUUGCACAUGAGCAAGUGGAUUUGAGUGUUGGUGGGUUUCCCGAUUUGGGUGGUGCUGAGCCUGCUCUUGCCACGGAAGGGGACAAGAGCCUAGGGGUGAAACAAAAGCUUGCGAUGUACUUGAAGAAUGGGUUGAAGGCCAAAAAUUCAGUCAGCACCGUGGCUGACAAGAUCCGAGCCUUGGCAUUGGAAGACCAAUCUUGCAAGGCGACAGUUGCGAAGCUACAUGACAACGCAAAGACCAUCGAACAGAUCUAUGAACAGUUGGCGGAAUACCAGGCUGAAGGAGAAACCACUGGCUUCAACAAAGAGUUGAGCGAGAAGAUCGAUGCUGAGUUCCUCAAGAUGACGCGCUUUGAGUUAAGCCAGACGGUCGUGCACAUUGCAAAGAUCUAUGGAAAAGGCGCUCCUGCAGCUGAUUGCGUUGAGGAAGCACAGUCCGCUUCAGUGAAGGAUGAUUGCCCAGUCCUGCGUCGCAUCGCCAGUGCAAGGGUGGCAGAUCCUGAUGAACCUUUGUUCAAAGCCUUGAAAGAUUGCGGGCACGCCCUUGAUGUGCCAGUUACAACUUUGAAGCUGGACAACACCUUUGAAUACCCAUGCCUUCACCCACGGGACCUUCUGUUUGCUUUUGCCAAUGCAGGGUUUACUCACCGGAUAUUUGGGGUGGAGGGGCCACUUGAAAGUGUAGAGAAAAGCUUAGCUGAUUUCUGGAGAAGAUUUAGGCUUGCAAAUCCAACCCACGAUUUGAGUCAGCUUGGAGAAACAGAUCAAAAUUGGUCCAGACUUCUACCUUUUUACCUUCAUGGUGAUGGUGGUAGAACCUACAAAAAGGAUCCUAUUUUAGUGCUGAGCAUGUACAGUGCAUUGGGAAGAGGAACGGCAAAAAGACCGGCCUCAACGCAGCUUGGUCGCCAUGCGAAGCGAAAGCACGACGAUGAUUCUUCCGCAGAAGAGGGCAUCGAAUGUGGUCAUCUCGCUGACUUGUACACUUCGGGCUUGGAGCUCGAUGGCCACACAUGGAAAGUGGCUAUAUUGGGCUUGACUGGUGAUGCUCCUUUCCUUCGUGAAACUGGAUUCCACAACCGGAGUUUUUCCAAUGUCAAAAAGUCUCAUUCUUCCAAAUCCCUGUGCAAGGGGGUUUGCUGGCUGUGCGCUGCUGGCAUAUCAAAUGGACCACCAUUUGAAGAUGUGCGGGUUACUGAUGCCCAGUGGUUGGAAACUAUUGGGCCUAACAACCCUUUACCGUGGGAUCGUCCAGGGCCGCUUUUGGCAUACUUACCAGUGGAUCAAGAAGAUCUAGCUUCCUUCUACAGGCCUGACUUGUUUCACAUUUUGCAUGCUGGUGUCGGCAAGGAUUUUGCUGCCAGUUGCAUCAUCUAUUUCUGUGCUAAGACGUUCAAGUCGUCCCGAAUUGGUUUGGCGUUGGAUCAUGUCAAUCUCCUUUUCCGAAAUUUUCUUGCCACAGAAAAAGAACGUGUCAAUUUUAGCAACAUCACAUUUGAACUCUUGGGCUACGAAAGCAGCAGAACAUACCCUAUGGGACACUGGUCCAAAAAUUUGGAUACUGCUGUAAUGAUCAAGUUUGUGGAGCACGUGGCAGCCAACAAUUUGGAUCCUGGAGAUCCUGUUAUGCAGCUCAUAGUGCAGGGAAGCAGCGCUAUAAACCACUUUAUGCGUGUGUUGCUUUCUGCUCCCUAUUGGCUAUGUGAGUCUGAAGCUUGGCAGGCCAUCUUUGCGGGGCAGGAAUUUUUGUCAGCUUUUGCUGGAUUGGCACAGGCUUGCUAUCAUCAGAAGCUAUGCUUGUUCAAGCUCAAACCAAAACUGCAUAUGUUUGCCCAUAUCGUUUUUAGGAUGCUGCAACAAUUUCGAUGUGACACUGGCUGCACAACAAACCCAGUGGCAGAAGCCACAUUCAUGAGCGAGGAUUUUGUUGGCCACGUCUCAAGAUUAAGCAGGCGCGUCAAUGCCAGGAGGCAUGGCCACAAAAUAUACAACCGCUAUUGCGUUGCAGUUUGCCAGAAGCUGCGAGCGGGGGACGCUGUGAAGAAAUCGCAAAGAAAAUAUGCGCGUGAUCAAGGUUUAUUCUGA